GUUCAGUGUGGAUGAAGCGACGCAUCUCGUCUCUGCAGGACCUCCGAGCUGCGGAGCAACAAUUCACCACAACAAGGGCAUCUGCCUCGCUCUCCGGCUCCCAGCAUGAUGAAGGAAUGCCUGCAGUUCCUCAUCGAGCCGGCCAAAAAGCUUAAGAUCCGACUGAAGGAGUCUCGUAAGCGGGUGAAACUGGAGAAGAAGGAGCCGCUGGUGGAGAGUCAGUUGUUCAUCAUGGAAUUGGCCCGAGAACUCAACAAAAUCUGCCAGAGGUCCAGCAUCCUCAGCCACAUCUGGACCAGUGAGGACAUCUGGCCGCCCGGCGUGUGUCGGGACUUUAUUGUGGAGUGGGCCGCUGUGUUGGAGAAGAGAGUGCAGCCGAGGGUCAUCCUGUCUGAAUACCCGUAUGAGAAAGCUGACAAGAAAGACUGGAAGGGACACCUGCUGUGCAUGCUGGAGGCGGGGGGGGAGUGCGACAUGGGGCCCCACAAAAGAGUCAUCAUGGACUGGACGUGGGAGAUUAAAAGCAGACCUCAGCACACCGUCUGGCCAGGCGAGCCCGUGCUCAUGGUGCUCGACGACUUGGAGUUCCAGUGGAAGAGGGGGCGUCUCCCCAACCUGCUCCCAGCCAUGGAGCUCGUCAUGCUGGCCGUGAUGAACGCCGACAGUCCCGUCAAGGAGGACGUGACGAAGCGAUGGCUGGUGAGAAAGCAGCGGAGCCAGAAGAUCGACGCUGCACGCUACAUCCCUCACAGCCUGUGGAAUUGGAUUUGCGACGCUGCAGAGGAAGUCACUCUGGACUCAGACUCUGCAAACCCCGACCUGCUCAUCUCCAGCGAUGAGAAGCGCAUGCGGUGCGGCCUCGAGCACCGGGAGGUCCCGCGGUGCCCGCGACGCUUCAACGGCUGGUGGUGUGCCGUGGGCCAGGAGGGGUUCGCGUCCGGACGGCACUACUGGGAGGUGGAGGUGGGGGAGCGGGACUGGCGGCUCGGCGUGGUCAAGGCGUCCGCGGUGAGGCAGGGCUACCGCUCGCUCACCACAGACACGGGCUACCUGACCCUCCGCCUGGAGAGGGGCGUGGAUCUGAAAGCUCUGACGGUGCCCGCCACGCCGCUGUCAUACAUCCUGGUGCCCAGGAAAGUAGGGGUGUACCUGGACUAUGAGCAGGGCCAGCUGUCUUUCUACGACGUGGAGAAGCGCUCGCACCUGUACACCUACAACGACAAGUUCACAGAGGAACUGUUCCCCGUGUUUGGGACUGUGGAGGUGAUCAAAGAUCUGGUGAUCAGGCCUGCAGAUGUCAGACAGCCGUGCCUCUGCUCCGGGCCCUGCCUCUGGAACUGA
Cottoperca gobio is the source of this 1341-nucleotide messenger RNA. RefSeq names its product butyrophilin subfamily 1 member A1. Lineage: Eukaryota; Metazoa; Chordata; Actinopteri; Perciformes; Bovichtidae. The transcript has 10 exons. The record is from RefSeq and is a predicted model, not a curated record. Gene Ontology annotation, molecular function: protein binding. Bases 106 to 1341 code for a protein of 411 amino acids.